UUUACGGUAAAGGUUGUUUCAGUUCUUUAUGAAUUGAGUAUUAAAUUUAUCAACCACCGUGUUGUGAAUUGCCACGCGUCAACAUUGAACUAUUUUCAAGAUUUAAUUUUUUCUCAAAGUAAUUAUAUAGAAAACAAUAAUACAAUGUCAGUGAUUGCUGUAAUCAGAAAAUUCUUUCAAGAAUACUCUAAAAGCACACCUAAAAAACUGAAAAUUAUUGACGCUUAUCUGCUAUACAUUUUCCUAACCGGUGUGAUUCAAUUUGUAUAUUGUUGUCUUGUUGGUACAUUCCCAUUUAACAGUUUUCUCAGUGGAUUUAUUUCAUGUGUAUCUUGUUUCAUACUCGCAGUUUGCCUGAGACUGCAAGUAAACCCACAGAACAAAAGUCAAUUUUAUGGAAUAAGCCCAGAACGUGGAUUUGCUGAUUUUAUAUUUGCUCACAUAAUUUUGCAUCUGGUAGUUAUGAAUUUUAUUGGUUAAAAUUAAAUACAACCACUUUUUAUUAUCUUUAUAUGAACUAUGUUGUACUGUGACUGUUUAUAAUGCAAUAAAUUAUUCUUGUCAAAUUAAAAAAUGUAAUGAGAAAUUUUUUAACAAUUGUGUUCAUUUCUACGAAU
Molecule: messenger RNA, 617 nt
Organism: Chelonus insularis
Lineage: Eukaryota; Metazoa; Arthropoda; Insecta; Hymenoptera; Braconidae
Gene: Dad1
Product: dolichyl-diphosphooligosaccharide--protein glycosyltransferase subunit
Exons: 2
Coding region: 145-480 (111 amino acids)
Biological process (GO): protein N-linked glycosylation
Cellular component (GO): membrane; oligosaccharyltransferase complex
Source: RefSeq, a predicted model, not a curated record